Strongylocentrotus purpuratus (purple sea urchin) is the source of this 3586-nucleotide messenger RNA. RefSeq names its product sphingomyelin phosphodiesterase 5-like (gene smpd3). The record is from RefSeq and is a predicted model, not a curated record. The transcript has a single exon. NCBI's taxonomy places the organism in Eukaryota, Metazoa, Echinodermata, Echinoidea, Camarodonta, Strongylocentrotidae. Gene Ontology annotation, biological process: sphingomyelin metabolic process. Gene Ontology annotation, molecular function: sphingomyelin phosphodiesterase activity. Gene Ontology annotation, cellular component: cytoplasm. The coding region runs from base 1645 to 3066 and encodes 473 amino acids.
AGUAAGAACGGACGUGCCGUUGUAUUGCGGCCAAAGUAGCAGUGAGCUUGGAGUACGAUGAUAAAGACGAGGCCCUACGGACGGAUGACCUUGCAGUGGUCGGCACAGCCACGGGAGAGAUAGCAGACGAACGAACAGUGAGCGAGUAACGAACGCGAGUUGAUUUGUUGCUGUUCUGGGAGAUUGUGUUAAGUGGAGGUUGUGUGUGUUGUGAUUGGAAGGAGAAGUAGCCGUAGCUACUAUUGUGUCUGUGGGUGAUCUACAUCGCUUUCGUGUGCGCGGCGCAGUCAUGCCGCCAAACUUACUGUCUGCUUUAGAUAUGGAAGGAGAGUACAGGAAUUUAAGUGGAUAAUUCGGACAGGUGCAUGACAGACAUUUUGUUAAUAUUCCUUGAUUCGCUUUUAUCCUAAAGGACAACUUGACAAUUUUUGGAAGUCGUUCAUUCGCUUUUACCUUCAAAUAACAAAAAAUAUGAUACUGAACACUUUUUGCUUUAAAUUAUGUUAUUGCCUGAUGAUACGACAUCACACCAUUUAAUUCGAACUAAUUUCAAAUGAUAUUCAAACCAAUAGCCUGAAACGCCUUUUUAAUAAAGAAAAUACGGAUUACAUCUACAGUAGUCAUUUUCUACUAGUGUUUGCACAAACACUUUGUUUAACCAUCAUAGUUAUCAUAAUCGUGGUGAAAGUUUGAUUUAAUGAAGUUGAAAACAACUUCAAUCUAAAGUAAUGCAUCAAGCUUCACAAGGCGCGCAUCAAGUGUCUUGGGUAGUGCUUCCCAGGUACCGCAAGGCAAUUCCCAUUCACGAAUGACAUACUCUACACGUGUCAUAAAAUCGGGGAUAAAAUUGAUUAUCUGAGCGAGUCGUAAAGUAAGCACGAUGUCCUAUGCCUUCUGCUGUACGACAACAAGUAAUGAUAAUUGGACAGCCCUCUCCACUCGACUUCCUAUGAGAAAAUUUCAUCACAAAAGAUGGCAGAGGUGAGAUAAUAUUAAAUUGACAUAGAAGGACUUUUAUAUUGGGAAUUAGCUUCUCGAUAUGCAAUACCUAUGAAUGUUGGAUGAACGGAGAGCUAUCGUACGUCGCUUCCCAUAUGCCAUAUGGUCACUAAGGCAACGUCUCUCUUGUGCAAUUUACUCGCAUCUUGCAAUACGGCGGGCAAAAUGCUAAGCGUGUGGAACGAAACCAUGGUUUGGUAAUGCUUUGCGGAUUCAUGGCUUGUUUUUAAACUCUAGCUUUUUUUUUUGGACUUGUUUCCACGACAUCGAUACACGUGUUGCAGCAUUGUGAUGAGACGUCAUUGAUUGGGAUAUACAUGAUAGUUGUGACCGGUCUGACCUUAUGGAUACCCCUUGCGAAGAGAUGGCGGGUGAGUCUGAAUGAAAGUUAUGUUCGCUUUUCAUCAAUUAUGCAAAUGUUGGCUCACCCGUGUCGAGCAGAGCGAGGAGCAAUGCUGACAUCCCGCGAAUAUCUUUUGUAUGAUGGUUUAUUCUACUGCCGCAAUCUGUGUCACGUUUUUUGUACGAGAGAAUAAUAUCAGGCUUUGAUAAUACAGCAUGGGUACGUGCGUGAGAGCAAUUCUAUGACAGGAAGCUCCCCUGAAUCAGGAUAAGUCUAUGAAAGAGAAGUAAGACAGUAGCAAGAUGCUGCAUCAGAAAGUGUUUAACUAUUCCUUUCAGGAAAAGCUCUAUUCUUUAGGGUUCUACCUCCUUUUACCAUGGACCUGGAACUUAAAUCAGCUCAUGGCCCUGUUUUUGAGGACCACCGACGAGCUCCAGGAUGGUGAUGCCAUGCCAUGCUAUGAGCGAGUCAUCACUCUAAUCUUUCUUGUGCCAAUCAUGAUAGCAAUCAUAAUCAUCUCAUGCCCCUUCGCGGGGCUGGGGUUUGCCUUAAGGGUCAUUAUGGCCAGGUUCCGUCGGCCUUAUCGCUUCUCCUUCAAAAGCAACCCUUACCUGAUUAACGUCAACAAUCGUAUCUGGACUGACUUAACUGAAAAAAGGAAUUUUAAGUUCGCUUUUGUCGAUUCAUGUCUCAUGCCUGAGGCAAUGGCAAGGAUGAACAAUCUUGGCCAGGUGCAAUACAGAGCAAAACAAAUGGCCACACACAUUGUCAACUCACAACUGCGACCGAACCCCAAGAUAUUCAUCCACUCACCUUCAGAUGGCGAACUCAAAUCAUCAUGUAUCUACCACUCACCUAGUACCUCCGUAAUGACGCCUCAGAACAUAAGCCACCUUGCAGGAGAUGAGGACAACGUGUUGAAAUUUGACACGAGCAAGCAAUACUCAUCGAGAGGUAGUGUCUCAAAAGACGACACACUCCCUAUGAGGGACAAGGACCGACGUCGGCAACGUCGAGAUAGGAGUCCAGAUCUACAACGAUCUCCAAGAAUGUCAAGGACUAAUGCAGGAAGCAGUAAUCAAUCACCUACGCCACCUCGAAGCCAAGGAAGGAAACAACGAGAACUUCCACCAAAACCCGGUGGAUCAUCUGAUGUAGACAUCCCUGACAUUGUGCCAAGCCGUGGUGUUCCAAUCUCCUCACCGUCAUCACCAGAGUCUGCGGGGUCCACAUCCACUGUGAGACUCCAGACGUCACAGAGUCAGUAUGCUUCUUCCGUAGGACCUUCCACACCAGGUAACACCAACCCCAGGUCGACUAUCACUCGCUGUCCCAUGUCCUUCUGCAGUCAGAGUAGCAUUCGGGAACGUCUUGGACCUUGUGAGCACGGAAUCAGUUCCAACUUCCCCGCCCAUCUCGACUUUAUAUGCUUUCAGGAAGUCUUCGAACAGAGAGCAGCAGAUCGCUUGAUUCACAUUCUCCACAAUUACUUUAGUUAUAUACUUUACGACGUAGGAGUCAAUUCUUGGAGUGUAAAUCGUUUUCUGCUCAACAGUGGUCUGGUGUUCGGAAGCAGGUACCCUAUAGUGGAUGUAGUAUUUGAAUAUUUUCAGGAGAGUCAAAAGGAGGAUCGAUUUGUAUCCAAGGGAGUUCUCAUGAUCAAGGUAAGCUCUUCAGUCCUUUUCAAUUAUUACCAUUUUAUGAUAGCAUAUUUUGUCUUUUGAAAAUCUUUUUGCUUUCUGCUAUAAUGUGUUAUCUCUAUAUUUGUAAUUAUUGAAACGUUUUUAUGUAUACAUGUACCUGCGUGAAUGGUAAAAUCUUCAAAACGUUUUAACCACCCAUUUACAAUGAUGGCCAAGCUUUUUUUUUUUUGUGUGUGUCUGUUUGUGUAUAUCCCAAUUUUCUACGGUGCCAUUGUCCUUUGCAGACUGCAAUCAAGAAUAUUCCACAGUCGUACUACUUCGUGUUGACUACAAAGAGAGCACUUUCUGUUCACUCUCUAUAACUUAAUACUAUAAUGAAUGAUAAAGUAAAAUGAAUCUAGAUUAGAUGUAUCGCUUAAGUCACGGUUAUUGGUGAACACCAUGAACAAGUUUCGAUUGCUAAAGUUACUAUUAUUGUUAAACACGUUUCGAUGUCAAUCACGAGGGCUUUAUAUAACUGUGGCACUUAUUAAGUUUUUCUUUUUUUCGAUCGUCAAAAUUCCAAAGUUGAAAUCAUUAUGUACUAUCCCCAACCCUCUCA